Cylicostephanus goldi is the source of this 393-nucleotide messenger RNA. The record is from the annotation of a GenBank genome assembly. Lineage: Eukaryota; Metazoa; Nematoda; Chromadorea; Rhabditida; Strongylidae.
UUGCUUUCUAUUGUCUUUCUAUUUUUUGCAGUAAAUCCCGACGUGGAGGAGCAGAUCUGGGAGCACGUUUUUGAGUCUUAUCCUACCAAAGAUUCACGAAUCGUACUUUCUGACCCUAACUAUUUAAUUCCUGCCAUUGAAGAUGUCAGUGUGGAGGUGUUGUUUGAGCAACAUGACCUCCAUUCUGUUUUCAAAGCAUCGGCUGCCGGAUUCAUAGCUCUAGAAGGAUCUUGUCGCAACAUCAGGUGUGCUCUCAUCGUGGAUUGUGGUUUUUCUUCCGUUACUGUUGCGCCGUUUCUUGACGGAAAGGCUAUCCAGCAAGGACUUGUAAGGUAUUGCGUUAUUCUUCCGUCCUUCUUUUUUGGUAUCAAUGGAGCUGAGGCUCCAUUUUAG